Molecule: messenger RNA, 213 nt
Organism: Eremomyces bilateralis CBS 781.70
Lineage: Eukaryota; Fungi; Ascomycota; Dothideomycetes; Eremomycetales; Eremomycetaceae
Product: translocation complex subunit Sss1
Exons: 3
Coding region: 1-213 (70 amino acids)
Biological process (GO): post-translational protein targeting to membrane, translocation; protein targeting
Cellular component (GO): membrane; Ssh1 translocon complex
Molecular function (GO): transmembrane protein transporter activity
Source: RefSeq, a predicted model, not a curated record
AUGUCCGACCAAUUCAAGGAAAUCGCCGACAUCCCCAAGGAUUUCAUUAAAGAGGGUACCCAAUUCAUGCAUCGCUGCACCAAGCCGGACAAGCGAGAGUUCCUCAAGAUCUGCCAGGCGGUCGGCAUGGGAUUCCUGAUCAUGGGCGGCAUCGGAUACUUCAUCAAGCUGAUACAUAUCCCGAUCAACAACAUAUUAGUGGGCGGUGCUUGA